Messenger RNA from Sabethes cyaneus, 1323 nucleotides. RefSeq names its product cytochrome P450 4c21-like. The transcript is spliced from 7 exons. Lineage: Eukaryota; Metazoa; Arthropoda; Insecta; Diptera; Culicidae. Gene Ontology annotation, molecular function: monooxygenase activity; iron ion binding; oxidoreductase activity, acting on paired donors, with incorporation or reduction of molecular oxygen. Bases 1 to 1323 code for a protein of 440 amino acids. The record is from RefSeq and is a predicted model, not a curated record.
AUGACGUUAUUGUGGAAAACCGAAGAAGAACGAUUCCGCGGUCUAUUCAAUGCAUUAAACAAUUCUGCUAAAUUAUUCAAAGCAUGGCUAUUCCACAUCCCUCUUAUCUGUACAAGCGAUCCGGAUAUGAUUCAGAAAAUACUCACAAGUCCACAGUGCGUUCAGAAGCCACACUUUUACGACAUUUUGAAAUUUGAGUUCGGUUUACUUGUGGCGCACAGUGAUGUGUGGAAACGUCAACGGAAAGCAUUGAAUCCUUCAUUCAACCAAAAGAUUUUACAUGGAUUCAUACCCAUUUUUGACCGAACCGCUCAGACCCUGGCUAAAAAACUUUCACAGUACGCCGAUGGUGAGAAAAUUCAAAUCACAGAUUUCAUGACAAGAUGCACAUUGGAGAUGGUUUGUGCAACUACGAUCGACUGCAACAUCAAUGAAGAUCCGGAGGCAGAUAAAUUUUCCCAUUUGAUCGAUAAAAUUACAGAAUUUGUAUUGAAUAAAUUGUUAAACCCUCUCCUUUGCGUGGAAUCUAUCUACCGAUUGACAAAACAUUAUAAAAUGGAAGAAGCAACACGGACGGAACUUUCCCAGUUUGUUCACAAGGUAUUUCGAAACGCUAAGGCACAAAGAGCAAAACGGGAAACGUUCUCUGAAACAGCUAAUGACGAAGAUUACCGGAAACCAAAAAUUUUCAUCGAUCAGCUGUUGGAUCUUUAUGACCAGAAGCUUUUCAAUGACAUUGAGAUGUUUGAUAAUGUCGUCACAAUGAUCGUUGCGGGCACUGACACGUCUGGCACGGUCAUGGGAUUCGUCGCACAUAUGCUCGCCAUAUAUCCACAUCUGCAGGAAAAAGUUUACCAAGAAAUUAGUGGAGUCUUUCCGGCGAAUAAAAAUUUACACUUCACACCGGAAAACUUGAGCCAGUUGCAAUACACGGAAAUGUUUAUAAAAGAAACGCUCAGACAUUUUCCACUAGGUCCAAUGUUUCUGCGAGCACCAUUGAGCGAUAUUGAGCUGGAUGAAGUCCAGGUACCGGCAGACAUCUGGGGACCUGAGGCAGAAGAGUUUAAUCCGGAUAACUUUUUCCCUGAACGAAUCGAAAACCGACACCCUUUUGCCUUUCUGCCAUUUAGCGGUGGCAUUCGAAAUUGUAUCGGUUACCGGUACGCCAUGAUUAGUAUGAAGGUAAUGAUGGUGCAUUUGUUAACAAAUUUCAGAUUCAAAAGCGAUCUGAUGUCCCGCAAAGAUCUGCGGUUGAAAUAUAGUCUGCUGCUAAAAUUAUCCGAGGAACCAGGAAUAAAACUGGAACGUCGGCUAAAGGCAUAG